This is a messenger RNA of Porites lobata, 18901 nucleotides long. The record is from the annotation of a GenBank genome assembly. NCBI's taxonomy places the organism in Eukaryota, Metazoa, Cnidaria, Anthozoa, Scleractinia, Poritidae.
CCCAGGACUUCGAUCGAACUGGCACACUCUCGAACUGUCCGAGAACCGAGCAGUGUCCAGUCUGAUGCUUUCGAUUCAUAGAGCGUGUAUUUUACAGGCAUGUUUGGAUCUGUCAGCCAUUUGAACUGAAGCUAAAGUGGUCCUAGCCUGGUAAAUGUGAUGUUGCUUGCAACAGAUGCCGGGGAUGUUUUGAAAAGAGAGUUUUAUUUAGCGUGGAUCACGGACGACUGGAAUUAUAAUGUCAUCUCACAGGAGGCGGCGGGAUUUGUCUUUUGGUAAGUCAAAGGAUUUUCGAUCUGUUUCCAAGCUUUUGAAGCUAGUUAAACGUUGCAUAAACUACCAAUAACUUUGUUUCACUCUAGUCCAAUUAAAAACUUUAAAUCUCCCUGAUAUCGGUUUAUCUACACGAUUUAUUUCUGAGCACUUCAAAAUAAACUCAUUUCACCCACUGGCCAACAAAGAACUUGUUUACUUUAACAGUCCGAAACGCGCAUCGUUGGUCGUCACCAAGCAAGAGAAAGAUGCGCUAUUUGAAGGACGGUCACUUUACUAAUUAAGUGGAUGGUUUGAUGGUUACGUUUUUGGCCACACGGUAAAAGCGUUCAGCAUGCAAUAAAAUCAUGGACGCACUACUCUCGCCACAUGACCAUUUAAACUUCUUGUCUGAGUUCCUGUUUAUCUUCAGCUGUUUUUGUUUCAUGUAAGUGGGCUACGCUUGUGGCGGAUAUUCUUAAAGACCUCAACCGAAUAUGUGGCGACUCGAAAAUCAUAAAAUUCAAUUGGCUGUUUAAUCCUGAUACCGCUAAUAAUGUAUUCUCUUUUUCAAAAGAUUUCAACCCUUAGUUCUGUAAGAUAUUGCACAAAGUCUAAUUGAAAUAUUAAAAACUCGGAUAUAUUUUAUCCUCACAGAAUUUGUUGUACGUAGCCACAUAUCUCAAACUUAACUUGAACUAAAAAAGUAAAAUACUAGUAAUGUAUACCAGCUUCACACUUCGUUCGGACAAUCAUUGGUAAAAUAACUGAAACAUUUUAAUCUAGAAAAUCGUUGAUUUAUUUAUUCUAGGUAUGAAAGUGGGAGGCAAAAUUUCUGGUUUAAAAUUAUAAGUUGUCCUAUCCGAUUGAUGAGCUUUCAUUUAACUCUAUGCAUUUGUUUACUUUCGGAAAACUCAACCACUGUAUUAACUAUCGAAAGGAAGUGGGGUGAAGAGAAUUUGAAUUGCUAAUUUAUAGUCUACUAAAAGCGAGACUAAAUAUUUUUCCCAGUGUUCGGUUACUGAAAUCAAUAUUGCAAAAGUUACUUGUAGCUUUUAAAUAUAUUUAUUUAGUCCUUUUACAGUAAGUUAAAUUUAAUUGCUCUUCCUUUAGCUGUCUGCUAGUAUCUCACCACGGACUAGGGAUUUUUUAUACAUAGACAUUAGAGCAGAAAAUAAUUCUCUUGUCCAAAUACCACAUUCUUUGUUAAUGAUUGUUUGUAUAGUUCAUUAAUUCUUUUGUUUUAAAUUAUUUGUUUCUUAUCGAACAAGAUGGAGCCAGAAGAUUCUUUCCUUUUGCAUUGUCAUAAUCAGUAUACAAAAGAAUAGAGCCUUUUAUUACUUGCUAAUGUUAUGAUUCUAUAAAAAAACGUUUACCCCUUCAACAUGUCGCAGCAGUGCUAUGAGAUUAUCAUGUAAGUGGAGAGGGGUGGAGGUCAGAAAUCUCAUACAAGAUAACUGGUCAGAGGAAUAAAGGAAUCAAUCCAAUCACUUCUUAAAAUGAUAGGAGUCAAAAUUUAAUGUACACUGCAAAUUUUAUUUUGAAUAUAAUAUUGAGCAAUAAAUGGUGGUAUGGACUUAUAAUAUUACGCAUAAAAAUGAUAACAUCAUAAUAUCUGUUUGAAAUAAGCUGAAUUUUUUUUCAUAAUUGUUAGCUUAAUUAAUAAAUGAAGACUUUGCAUCCCUGGUGUUUUAAUAUAGUAAAUUAUUUCUUUCUCUACAACAAAGACUUUUUAAUGUUUAAUGAAUCUAAUUUUACUUUUAAUAUUCUUCACCAAAAUAAUAAAAACCUUAAUCAUAUGGAUUCUAAUGCAUUAAAGAAAGAACAUAUCUAAAGUGUUUAGAAGCCUGCACUCCUUUCAAAGGGCUUGCUUCUUAAGUUUUGUUUAAUACAGUUCGCAUGUGUGUUAUCAAAAUGUCGGCAAGGUGUGUUUAAGUCUGUAAAACAUGUUAUAAGUUGUAUUGUUAGCAGAAAUAGCACUCAACUGGCAUUUAGUUCAUCCAAUACCUCCUUCAUGAUUUUUUGGUACACAGUCAACCCAGUCAUGCCCAGCUCAUUUUAACCUUGACUGGUAUCAAACAGAAAACCCCAAAAAUAGUAAGUUCAAUGCGCUGAUGCUGUUUCUCCUAACUAUUUGCAGCUUUUCAGCCUCUUAUCCAUGAACCUCUAUCAAAUCCAGAAUUUUUGCAGAAUGGUGUUAAUGGAGAUCCAGUGACAGUGACCAGUGAUGCUUCAAAUGUGUCCCCUGAGCGCACCCAUGAACAGCAAGGUAAUUACCCUUUAAGCCCCAAUAAUUAUAUAGAGCAUUUUCACUAGCCAGCAUCUUUGCAAAUUAAUUGGAACAAAAUAGAGCAUUUGCAUAAGAAAAGAGUUCAACUCCCACAGGACUGGUUUAGGACACCCACAUGGCUGCCAUUUCAUCGUCUUGGGACACCAAUAUGGCUGCCCUGACGUCAUGUGAAAACACUCUAUCCACAGAUAAAUUCUCUAAACUGAUCUCCUUACAUUUUUUAAGGAAUAAGUUGAGAGAAUUUGUUUAAAGAUCAUAAGUAAUUUUCCCUGAAGGUGCAUGAUCAUUUCAUUAAUUCUCAUAACUUAAUCUCUUGAUUAUGUAUUGACAUUGUUGGGAGAAAUUUGAUGUUGGUCACUACUGAGUCAUUGAUCACCCUCAGACCUUUUUUGUUAAUAGUUCCCGAAUCCUAACCUGAGGGUGAGAUGUGUCUGGUAGAAGUCUGAUUCUUAUAUAUGCUGCUGACCUUCCCUCAACAUAGUUGCCGGCACUGCCUGAAAUACUGUUCUAAUAUAUGAGAAAAUACUCCACUGGCAUAAAGAAAUAUUGCAGGUUUUUAUUGCUGGCAUUCCUGUGAAGUUGAACUCAAGGGAAGUCAACUUCACAAGCAUGUUGUGGGUAAAUAUAAAGAAUUGGGAUUGCUUCUUGCCUUCUGCUCUCAUAUGGGAAUAGUAUUCCAGUGAGUACUGGCAGCUUAAUGUUGUAGAAAGGUGGGCAACAUAUGUGUGAUAACCAGGCUUUAAGAAUACUCCAUACCCUUUUGUGGGUAGUGAGGGAUGGUUUUCCCCCUACUUUGGCUAUGUAACAUCAUUGAGUUGUUGUUAAUUGCUAUUGUUUUAUUUCUGGUUACAGUGCUUCUGGGAGCAAUGCAGGAAGCUUUUGCCAGUAAAGUUCAGCACCCUAGAAAAGCCAUGUCACUGUUUCUCAAAGCAGGAAAAGGUAUGAAUAAUUUAAAAUGAAUAAUAAAAUUUAGAGAUCAAUAUAUUAUUUAAUACGUUAAGUGAUUUAAUAAUUAAUAAGUUUUAGUAAAAUUAAACAAGUCUAUCCAAAGAGGGUGAAAGAAAAGGAGGAAUUGGGAAUGAAGAUUGAGUGUGGAGCUCAGGAAAAAUUCUCUCAACUGAUUCUUUAAAUAAAUGUAUGGAUAUCAGUGAGGAGAAUUUGUAUGUGGAUAUUGGGACUUAAAGGAUUAAGUGAAAUUCUUUUAUAAAAUGUAAACUCCCGUAGGACUUGUAUUGACUGGCGAUGAUGAAACUGCCUUGGAAUGCUUUGAAUCUCUUAUCCAUCUGGCCAAUGAACAGCUUAAUCAUGUCUGCACUGAAAAAUCUAAGCUUCCUCCAUUAACAGCAGAGGAGAGGGAAGAAUUAACUCAUAGGGUAUGUUGAUUCAUUUUGCUUUCUACUUAAUUACUCUUUCUUUUCUCUGUCUUUGUCUGUACUCUAUUUUUUGUUUAAAACUUUACUUGAAAUGGUAAAUGGUCAUUUCAAACAUUUUCCAAUACAGGAUUCACUAAGAAGACGGGAGUCUUCGAGAGCAGAACCUGAACCCAGAAAAUCCUUUAUACAUGUAAUUAUGGUGUUAAUUACCUUAUCCAAGACGUUUCUCAUUCAGUCAGUCAAUCACAUAUGUCGAAUGUGAAAUAAGAUGCCAUCCUUUGUUCUUUCACCUACCCAGCUGUGAUUCUUUCUAAUUACUCUUACUAGGGACCUUACGAAACUACGACGGCGACGGCAAGGAGAACGUCAAAAAAACAAUAGGUUUAAUGAGUAAACCAACAACUCUACACGUGCAUCACGCUUUUUUGUACAUUUCUUUGCUGUCCCUGCACAACAACGACAUGAAAUGACCACAUUUUAAGUUUACUUGAGUACGGGAAUGGCAAGGCGAUAAAUUCUACCAUCUCUGUCUGAACUCAGGCAAGGCCCCCUCUCUUCAGCUCCAGCCAAAAUUCCCUUCUUUUAAGUAACAGGGCGAAUUGGGAUAAUCGCGAAAACGUCUAAAAGGAUGCAAAGCCUAUUUUUCAGCGAUGUUUUCAUAGACGUCGCCGUUGUGGGAUCGUAAGGUCCCUACUUAACUAAUUUUGCAAACAUUGUUCUUAAAGCCUGUUCAUUUGGUAGUUUGUUUGUCCUUUUUUUCUCCCAUUCAUCUAUCCAUUCAAUUUCCCACUUACCUUUCAUUCAACCCACUCUGAUCCACCCAUUCAUAUAACCCACCAUUUCUUGUACCCACCUAUCCAUCUAUACAUCUGGUCAUCAACUAGACUACAAGCAACCUCUCUUUUUCCUUAGUCCGUCGAGCAAUACAUGUGAGACUUGCAAAGGACCACACGCAUGACUGAAGGCGAGAGACGGGAGAGGUCGCGUGUGCGGCACUCACCUCUUGAAAUCUGAAGAAAAAGAGAGACUAAUCGCAGUCUAGUCAUCGACCCAUUUGCCAAAAAUAGACCUUUUACAGUGAUGUCAGUGAAAAAUACAAAUUAAACCUAGCAGAAAUUUCACCACCGCCUGAAAUAUCAUCCCUUGUUUUGUUAUUUGUAUAGGUAAUAGCAUGAUUAGUAGUGAUAUUUGGCAUAAAUACCACAAGUGAUAUUUCAAAAUUGUUAUACGUAAUUUCACGAGCCGGUAGGUGAGUGAAAUUUGAUACAAUUUUGAAAUAUCACGAGUGGUAUUUAUGCCAAAUAUCACGUACAAAUUUUGCUAUUAUUUGUUUAUACUACUACCCGCAAAAGGUUUGUAAUUUUCACAUGUAGGUAUUUCAAAUUAAGCUGAAAUACCACUGCUCUAAGCCAAUCAAAUUGCAGAAAUUUCUAUUGUAGUGGUAUAAUACAUGUUGCAUUAUACGUUACCUGAAAAGAAGAUCAUGGGGAACUUUGCAGACUUUUGUAUGACUAGAUGUUUACAACAAAUUAUACUCUCAAGCAUACAACUGCCUGGAAAUUUUCUCAAUUUCCAUCCAAUUUACUUUCAAGGCUUGCGUUUCAUUUGUACAUUGUACUCAUUGGAUUUUGUGUGUGUGUGUGGUAUUUGUAGAGUACAUUACUUGUCAUUGCUAAAUAACUGAUAUUUUUGCUGACCAUACCCUUUUCUGUAAACUUAGAAUUCACUGAAAUGGCAAGACUCCAUAAGGCAGGAAGGAGAUGCAGACCACAAUGAAUUGCAACAGGAAGUAACAGACACUACCAAAACCAUAGUAAAUGGAUUUGGUGAUUCAGUACACUCUGUGUACGAAGGCAGUGACAAUGUAACAAGGAUUUCAGUAGACUGUGAUCCAGCGGCAAACUCAAUGCAAACUAGCAUUGGACAAGAACAGGAAGAAAAAAGCAUUGAAAAUGGUGCUACGGAAGUUGUCCAAGCUUGCGAUGAGUCAAAUAUGUUUGUAGUAGAAGAACAGUCAACAGAGUUUUGUUAUGUUGAAACUGUUGUUGAAGAACGUUCUAUACCUUCAUCUGAGAGUUUCAUGUCAGAUGAUGUUGGUAAGUCUGUGGCUUGUACAGAAGCUGUUGUGCAGGAUUCAGUGACCUGUGUAGCGGAACUAGCAGAAGAGGAUAUGGAGAUAUGUGAACUAGUAGAAUGUGCAGAAACUUCUUCUGAGGACUUUCAAGUCGCAACAGUGGUAGAAAAUGAUGAUAUUGUCAGUGUUUGCAGUCUUGGCAGUUCUGAGAAUAUUGUGCAAAUGCAUGAGAUUGUCAUGGAGACAGGCAAACAGCUCAUUGAGGAAGUCCCCAUGAGCCCUAUGGAGAAAGCACUUAUUAGAAGAGGGUAUGGUCUUUUUGUUUGGUCAAAUCUCAGUAAGAGGUUAUUUAAUACGAGGAUUUCUCAAACUCGUUAACAACUCAAAGGCCAUCAUAUUCCGUAACGUGUUUGGAUAUCCAAUGAGCAGAAGCUCUUCGUUUUCUUGUUACUAAAUUUCUCCUUAAUAGUGACUUUAUAUGUCAAACACCUCAAAGUUCGUCAAAAACACUCCUCCUCUACAUGUCAUAUUUUCGACUCAUUUCUCAGUGUCCGGUAUGUCUUUUAACCCGUUAUCUCUCAAUGACCUAACUUAUAUACACUUUUGAAGUGCGCAAAAGUCCUUGCAUUUAAAGGCAUUGUCCUAACAUAUAUCUGGUUUUCCUCUCUAAGUAUAGUUCUUUAUUUCUCCUAAAAAUUCAACAGGUACGUAGUGAGUGAGUUGCUUGACACAGAGCAGAGUUACAUACAAGAUCUUGGUCAUGUUGUUACGGUAAGGGAAUAAUUGGUGAAAUACACAGCCUUUUAGAAACAGCCGACAUUAAUAGAAGCCACAACUAGUUUCUCCGCGAAAUGACAUCCGACGAACGAGCGCAGAAAUUCCAUACUGAUGACGUGUCAUUACCCAGAUCUGGGUAGGGCUUCUAAUUGGUCGUGCCGCGAGGUAAAUUUGCUUCAACCAAUGAGAAGUACUUCCAAGAGCUGGGUAGUGACACGUCAUCAAUAUGGAAUCUUCUGCAGUCGUUUCUCAGACGCCAAUUCGCGGCAAAACCAGCUGCGUUGUCGCGAAAAGUGUGCUAACACUUACAAACAUUUGUAUAAAAUUGUGUUCCAUUCACAGGGUUAAAGUUUGAAAAAAAGAAGAUUUUCUUUUUUUUCCCUACUUUUUUCCAGGGUUACAUUCAAGAAUUUUCAUCGGCAGAUGAUCUUCCCGUUGAAUUGAAAAACAAAGAAAAAGAAGUAUUUUCCAACCUAGAAGAUAUUUAUGACUGGCAUUCGAGGUAGGCAACUUUUAUAUAUUUUGUAGGUCUGAUCAUUUUUGUGAAAUUAACGCAUUAGUGUUCUUUGACCAUUUUUUUCAGAGAUUUUUAUGCUGAUUUGAAGUAUCGUGAAGAUCAACCAGACAGGAUCGGUGAACUUUUUACCCAAUCGGUAGGUAAAACUUCCACCAACUUAAACUUCCACGUACAGAAAAUUGCAAAAUUUAUGUUGUUACAUCUGAGAUAAACCUAGCCUGUUCCAGGCUCCGAGAUAGUGGUGAAAAGUCGUUCAGUAAAAAGAAAUGCGAAAAACGCGCAGGGGCUGGGGAAAGACAUGUUUCUCGCCGCCACCGCCCCCUUUCCCAUAGCCUGAGAUCAUGCCCUCUCCCUAUUAUCCCUUUAUGUCUCUCACGGGAAGAGGGCAUGAUACAUUUCUUUGUCGGAUCACAUGUAAAAAUGCCAGAAUCUGGACUUUUUUCUGAUUGGAUAGGAAACAAUGCGGAUGAUUUGCGCUGCUCCGAUUGGCCAAAAUGACGCCAUCCGUUAGCUGUUGUUGAUUUCAGUCUGCAUUUUUGCUUGCGUAAUGAGCAGUGAAUACACACGCGAGUUCGUUAUGAAAUUUCUGCCCGCUCAGUUUUCUUGAAUUUGAAGAAUGCCUAAAUAGAAGUUUCAUCCAUUGAAAUAUUUACUAUCUCAUCGUAUACCAAAACAGUUGCAGUCAAAACUUCACCGAUCAUUUGAAUGCAAUUUGAUACCGGCUACAAGUUACAGAAGCGACAAACGGGUUCACUUUUCAAAUAAUCAAUUCAUGAAUGGAAUCUUGACCUGGUUUGACAUGCUGCGAAUUAUUCUAAGCGAUCUUCGCUUUCACAACACCUUUCAGUACGUGAAAUAUGGUGCUUCAGCCUAAUUUUUUUCCACUGCUUUCGGUACAGAACGAAGUCAACGAGCUUUAACCAGUAAAUUCUUUAUUAUUUGUAGCUAUUCAUAAAGGUACGACAGCUCCAGCUAGCAGUAUAUUUCAUCACAAAAACACGGACGUACUUAAAAAAUUUUUUUUUCCCUGGGCUGAUUUCAAAAGAGACAUUAUUCGCGCCAAAAUUUGAUUCCCGUUUGGUAAACGCUUAUUGGCUAAAAAACAUGACAGGUCAAGCAAACGUUAGAUUAUGUAAAUUAGGGGGCGGUUGACUGCUUGUUAAAUAAAUGUAUCAGGCGUUAUUUUUUUUCCCUCUCGAGCCAAAGAAGCAAAAAAAAAAAAAAAAAAAAAAGACGCCUGAUCUCAGGUUACCUUUCCCAAGUCGUGCGCGUCUUAUUUUCGCUUUGCUCGUUUUAAUACGUCCGUACUAUACUAUCUGAGAACCUGGCACAGGCUAAGAUAAACCAUUUGUAUCUUUAAAGGUGAAUGUGCACGUGAUUUCUACUGUGCUCACACAAGAGGAGUAAAAGAUUAACGAAAUGUUGGCAGUUCGUAACUUUAACUCGCUCUUUCUCUGAAUGUGUGAUAUUAUGUUAUUGAACGUCAAAGUAUAAUUGCUGAUAAUAUUUCACAGGAGCAACGAAUGGAGGAGUUGUACUCAGAGUACUGCAGAAAUAAACUAAAAUCGGACUCUUUAGUUCAGAAAUACGCCGACACCUUUUUCAAGGUUGGUAUCCAUUGUCAUUGUAUACUGAAGGCGAUUACGGCCAGAGAUGUAGUGGAAAAAACGAGCCCGAGUGUUUUUAUCAUGUUUAAAACCAGCCUGCGUAGCAAGUGUUUCCGUGGGAACCAGUUGCGAAUUCGCUGUGGUAAGACAAGCUCUCCUUCCAGCUUCUUCGACCUACUCGCGCGGAAACGCUUGCUACGCAGGCUAAUUUAUAAGUAUGGCAAAUAUACGACUGGUUACAGACUAUGAUAAAACGCGACGUGCCAGAUUAUUGAUAAGCUUCAUAAAAUUAUAUUGUAGUUCAAUUCUUUUAUCACUGCAAUCCUGGGGUUAUGGAUUAUUUCGGCCGAAAAACAUGCGAAUGAAACUUUUACUUUUGUGUCUUUUACUUUUAUUUACAGAGCUGCAAGGAAAGGUUAGGACACAGGCUUCAGUUGGCUGACUAUCUUAUCAAGCCUGUUCAGAGGAUAACUAAAUACCAACUCCUUCUCAAGGUGAAUAAUUGUCAUAAUCAGUUUCUUGAUAACGCUCCUUCACUUGUUUUCAUCACUUUCAAUGCAUCUGUUUGCAUUGCUGUGCGUUGUGAUUGGUUGAAAAAUCACGUACCACCUUCUCGACCAAUCGGAGAAAACCCAGAGCCAAUCGUGACAUUCGUGUCUUUCUCGUACACGUUUCCCGCGCUUGGCGCCCGCUUUAUGUAAUUGCCUCGAAAUCUGAUUGGUUCAUUCUGUGAUUGGCAAGAGUGAUUCCUGUUUUUGGUUUUAGAGCUGACUGUUUUGGUUUUAGCCAACCAAAGGGCGUAGUAAAACCAAAACCAAAACCAAAACCAAACUUUCGACAGUUAAAAAAGACUGAAACUUUAAAAACAAGCUCUAAAAAAAUGGCGAAAAUCUAGCCUAGACCCAAGUGACCAAGCAAGCCUAGCAGACUCCUUGUGCAAUAACAUGGGAAAUAGUGAUGUAUAGGUCUACAUGUCUUAAAUGACAAGUUCGAUUUACUGGUUAAGCAGCUAAUUAGUAUUUUCCCCCUCAGAUGCAACAUCAUUCGCAUGUUUGUCUCCCAGGGACGGACACCCGGGGAAGGAGGUUGCCUCAGAUGCAUUGUACAUAUCAUUAAUACAAUUUUGAAAUAAUUUAGGACAUUCUGAAGCAUCAUGAGCGAGCGGGAGAAGACUGUACUCAUUUAGAGGUUAGUAGCGAGUAUUUGCGAGUGCAAAGUGAUUAGAAUUAAGAUAGCUCUUAAAACUGCGAUAAUAUCUAAAAACCAUCACGCCUUUAGAAGUUUUUUGAGUUUUCAUUCAGACACGUUUGGAGACGAAAGAGUUCACUAAUGAGACGGGCAGCUCUUUUAGCUUGUCAUUUAGCUUUACGGUCAUUUCGCCCCAGUUGAUUAGCUCCCUAUUUUAGAACGAGGAAUUUUAUAUUUGAAGCGCGCUUGCUUUGAUUUAUGGCUUAUAGAAAGAGGAAUAUUAUAUUUGAUUUUGAAGCGCGCUUGUUUUACUUUAUGGCGUAUAGAAAGAGGAAUGUUGUAUUUGGAGAGCACUAAAUGACUCGAAAAUAGGGGGUGAAGUAAGCGGGUGAAAUGACCGGUUACAGUGUCGCUCGUACUAAAUGACACAUUUUUCUUACUUUAAAACCCUUUGGGUCGGUUAUAUAAACGAAAUCUAACUUAGACCGCGGCUUAGGAAAUCUUUGGACCUUCAGAUCUCUUCGUUAAUGGAUAUUUGAAGAACACAAAUGCUUUUCUAUUCUACGCCACAUGCUUUCAUGAAACUUUUCACAAUAAGUGGUGUUUACAUAAAAGCGUUCGACAAACUGAAAGUCACUUAGAUCGCGGUUUUGUUAAACACUAGCUAAACUCCGUUGAAAUAACUGGGUCUUUCAUUUGAGACAGAAGCGAGUAGUUUUGAGAAGACGUUUUUGAUGACCGCCUUUCUUGCUGUAUUUGUAGAAAGCCUUGGAAGUUGCUCUGAGAAUACUAAAGCGAACUAAUGAUAUGGUAAAUGUUGGAAUGCUACAAGGAUAUGAGGUAAGCGUUAUUAUCAUUAGUCAGUCAAACCUGCCGAAAGCGACCACGUCCCAAAUGCCAAACUGUUGUGGUCAACUAUCGAAGAUGGGUGCUCAUGAGAGUGCGUUUUACUAAGAAAACAGACUUUUAUAUAGCCUGCGUAGCAAGCGUUUCCAUGCGGUUUAGGAGCAAAGAACGAGGAACGAGAAUCUGCAAAGACCGCGCGAAAAAUUGCGUAACUUUCAUUUUUUGGCUCUUUUUUCAUUUCUCGCGCGGCCAAAACCGAGAAUCCCGUUCCUUGGUCUUUCUUUGCUCCGAAACCAAACGAAACGAAACCGAAACGUUUGCUACGCAGGCUAACUUUUAUAAGAAAUUCGACGUAUCUAAAAAAGGCUUAACUAAACUUAACGGACAUGCAUUACUAAUGUGGUAGUUCGUUAACCAAUCUUGCUGCCCGGUUGAGUUUUAACUUCGUACUUACGAAAAUGGGGGAAAAAAAUUCUCUUUCGUUGUUUAAAUUGGGCUAUUCUGGUAGGCGAGCGGCAAACAUGAACAUUGGUUGAGACUUGAAUUUCGAGUCAUGCAGGGCUGGGAGGAAGUUUCAACACUUGCCCUUGUACAACUCACGCAACAGUUUCUCGUUUUUCUUCGUUUUAAGGUGAAUCCUGAAGAGACUGGUGACCUUAUACUUCAGGUAAGACGGAAGACGCCAUUUUUUGUCCAAGCUAAACUUCAUCGUUAGUGUCGAACGUUCACUGCAUUGCCCUUUGAUAUAAUAAUUGCCAAAUUCCUCUCUCGUAACUGGUUGCUGGAUCAUUUAAGCCCCAAUAUCCACAUACAAAUUCUCCAAACUGAUCUCUAUACAUUUCCUUAAAGAAUUAGUUGAGAGAAUUUAACAAAAGAUCAAAGCAUUUUCCUUUGGUGUCCUGUGCCCAGUUGUUCGAAGGCUGAUUAGCGCUAACCCGGGAUUAGCGGUCAGCGGUCAGCGAUGAUGAUGGCCGCGUUUUUUGAAGCUGGGUAGUUUGCGUUAUUUGUUGCCUUUUUGUGUUUUAAUGAAUAACAAAACUACAAAAGAAUAAAGUCAAUCUUGUUAAAGGGCCAUGAUUUGUUUUACUAUAAUGUGCCCUUCUCCAUUCUAAUUUUUUUUUUUUUAUUAUUAUUAUUAUGUACACGUAGUUUAAGCAACUUUGUACCAAUUGAUAUUGUACAACUAUUGUAUUAUUGUACAACUAAUGUAUUAUAGGAUGGAGUAAAAAUAAAAUGCAAAUACAAAUACAAACUCGGGAUUAAAUUUCGAUCCGGUUUUCCUUUUCUUUUGUUGAAAAGCAUUUUCUCGGAUAAUUUUCUCUGUUCUUCUUAGAGCGUCCAGCUAUCAAAUUGUAGAUAAAAAGAAUAAAGCUGAAUUUGGUUUUCAAGCUUUUACAUCUGUAUUCAAAUUUUUACACUAACCCUGGGUUAUCUUAACCCGGCUUUGAACAACCCGGUCCGGAUCAUUUUCUUUAUUCUCAAAACCUUUUUUCUUGAUAAUGUAUUGAUGAUGUUGGGAGAAAAUUGACGUUGGUCACUCUUGGGACGUAAAGGCUCAAUCGGUAGUGGAACGGAGAGGUGUCACUGGACGUUGGCGUAUGAAGGCGUACCGUACUUCCGCUUCACUUCUUUUAUGAGUAAUGAUCUCACCCCGCCCACCCAAGCAAAUGUCAGCAAAAGUCACAUAGACUAUGACACCGGUGUCUAUGUCUCUUGCUCUUUAUCAAACAGUUUCCUGGCUUUUUUGAUGCCUCCUUCUAAUUGAUAUGUUAGGCGGACGGCUCACUGUCACCUCCUAAUCUGACUGCGCGAUCAGUUGAACUAAGAUACGGUAACGAUGCUGCCUUUAACUUAAUACGUCCUUUGUUCUUGUUUAGGACGAGUUCUUUGUCGUUGACGGCAAGGCUAAAACAAAAGGCAAAGAGAGAAGAGUUUUCCUAUUUGAGAAAAUCAUUAUUUUUAGUGAACCAAUGACAAGAGAAGGUGGACUUCCAGCAUACAGAUAUGUACAUAGCAUGAAGGUAAAUAUGGAGAAUAGUUACCGCAUGCUGUUUCAAUACGAAGUCUUUAUAUGGAAGUUAUCUAUGAUAGUUAUUUAUCAUGUUUUUGUUUCGGAGGAUCAAAAAAACUGAUUGCGUUGUGUCAUCGAAGAAGUUUUCCCUCCGAGGCCAUGGAUAAAGAUUUGUGCUGUUUUGAGCGAAGAAUUAUCAGUUGUUAUGGAUGGCUAACGAUCUUUUGAAAAAGCUGUAAAUGUGGGCCCAUCGCCACGCUUUAAUUUGCGCUAAAGGAAAACGGAUUUCUUUUACGAAUUGGAAUUUUAAGUUACCGUAAAAUUCCGAAAAUAAGCCCCGGGGCUUAUAUUUUUCAAAGGCCCUUUUUGAGGGGCUUAUUUUCGGGGAGGCUUAUCUAUGGAGGGAAAUUUGCGUUUCAAAAUCGAUUGGGCUAGCCUUAUAGUUGGAAGGAAAUUUGGCUUUGUUUUACUUUGUAUUUGAGGGCAAUUUUCCAAGUACAAGCCCCCGGGGGGCUUAUAUUUGGAGGGGCGAUUUAACGGAGUCUUUUUUGCGUUACCGGUUUGGGGGGGUUAUAUUUGGAGGGGCUAAUUUUUGGAAUUUUACGGUAUAGGGAAAACUUACUUUCCUUCUCAAUUGUGACCAGAAAUGAAAUGCUUAGUCGCUUCUUCAGAAAUUUCGAGCCCUAGGACUACUGGAAUCGUUUGACUAGCCACAGUUAGUUUUGAUUGGUCGCUGGUUUCCACCGUUAACCAAUCAUAGUUCUUGAUGGUUACCCCAAAGUUUUUUACAAAAGACUCUGGCAACUGGUCUUUUCUCUCAGACGAAAGGUAUUGGACAGACAGAGUCUGUGGACAGUGACCCCAGCAAGUGGGCAGUCUGGAUGAGAAAACUGGCAGGCGCUGAGAUAUAUCUCCUCAAAGCGUCUUCACCAGAAAUCAAGGCGUUGUGGAUCAAGUCUAUUAAGGAGUGUCAUGAUAAGAAAAGACCUGGACUUCUAAAAGGUUUGGCUUUGUUUGCCCUUCUUUCUAACUGAAUAAGAAAACGUUCAGGGAGUAUAUAUCUCAGUAACUUCCAGAUUUGCGAAAAACUGAAUGCAGUUAAAAACACACCUAAUAUUAAUUCGCGAAAUGCUGAAAAAGAAAUAUCAUCUGGUGUAACAACACUGCUGAAAAGGUUUCACUAUUUGAAUGGUAACUCCGUAAAUUUCGUCCCAAGAACGGGACAAAAGAGUUAGAAAUGCAUCGUGGAACUUCAAACGUUUGGACAGAGAGAUUUGACCUGAUUUCCAUGCGAUGAAGCAAGGAGUUCUUUAAAAAAACUUCAUGAGUUGAAAGCUACACUCUUUGUUGCAGUUACGAGUGAAAAACGCGGUUGGGGAACUGGCUGUCUUUGGAGUUUAGGUUUGAGACUUGGUCAGUGUUGUGUAGAAGUACAUUACGGGACUGCUUGGUGUGACAAAUUUGGACCCAGUUUCUUGCACAACUGCAUAAAAGCCAAUGAAAGAAGUUAGUGAUAAUGACCCCUAAACAGUCCCAUAAUGCAGUUCGACACAGCACUGACCCAGUCUCCGCCACGCAAACUCAGAGUGGCUAAUGUGGACGAACAGAACAAGUUUACUUCCAGUCAUCCCGACUAAGCCACUCUGGUUUGGUUUUUUGGAUCCUUCUAGGCUGGUAUAAAAACAGAGGUCGAAGUUUGGAGCAGCAGAAGGAAGCAGAGUAAGUCACUUGCUAUUAAUAAUGGGUGAAAGGGGUCAAUGUUGUUUUGGAGUGACACGAAAUGUUCCUCAUAUUGCGAGCAGCAAAGUUGCGUGACAUUGUUGCGUGACAUUCAAGAAACAGAUGUUUGGGAGAAGUCUAGCCUUUGACUAAAGCAGUCAGAAACAUCUACUUCUUCUCUCGUGUUCUUUUUAUUUUUCUAGUUCCACUGAUGGAGGACAACUCAAGGUUCGUUCCCAGAAUCAGGGCGGGUCAUGCCGCCGCACAACUGUGAAAAGGAAAACGUCCAAGGUUAAUAAAACUGGCAAAAGAGGACGGGAGAUGAACGCAUCUGAACGCCUCAGGGAAAAUAUCCGGAAAUAUCGCACGGAAGAAAGACUGCUAGCGGUUGACCCAACAUCCUUCCGUGAUGAAAGUGAUGCUUGUGAAGGACUAAUGAACGGAAAUUCAUUGACAAAUUUAUCUGUGCCCCAGUCCCCUUGUACAGAGAUGAACGCUCCGAUGAAAUUGGCCGAGAUGUCCUCGGUUGAGCGGCGGUUAAAGUUGCAGGCUGAGGUGUGUUUGUGUAUGAGUAUCUACCAGAUUUUCUUUGAUAUUCAGGUAAAAGCGUUUUCAAGCUCUUCUCAGACAACGAAUAGUUCCUUUGGGUAGUGCUACUGACUGGUCGUGCCGCGUGGGAAAUUUGCUGCAACAUAUCAGAAGCACUGCCUAGAUCUGGGUAGAGAUCCGUCAUCAGUAUGGAAUUUCUGCGCUGGUUUCAGGCUACUUUAGAGCACUCGUGUCGACGCUCGUUCUGCCAUCUCGCGAGACACGAUGUUACUAUAUUUUGAUGAAACGGAGAUUAUAGUCAUAGCCUAUCGCAGAUGUAGAAAACUGCACAGGACCACCAACUGUGACAAUUUACUGUGAAUCUGGAUGCCAGGUCUAUACUGCUUGACUUGUCGCUAUGUAGUUUUAAUGAUUGUAAUUGUUCCUUCUCUCUAGGAGAAUCAGCUUCACAAAGUUUUACAUGUGACCAGAAUGAUCGCAGCCAGAUUACUUCAGAUAAGAGACCGCGAGCGGGCCCUUGGAAUGUACAGUGACGCCAUUGCCGCGACUUUAUCAUUAGAGGAACUGAAAAAACUUGAAGGGGUAAGCGUAGGCAAACCAACAUACCAUAUGAUAGGUGGGGCCUAUCUGUGGUAUGCUGGUUGGCCUUUGGUUUGCUUUGGAUCUGUGUGUUUUAAAGAUUUUUGACAAAUAGCGAAGUUUUCCUGAAAUUUUCGAGAAAGUGCACUAUAAAUCUUGUAUUCUGUUCCAGCUGUUUGCUGCCCGUGAUGUUCUACUCGGUAGAAGUUUGGAAGUUUAUGAAGCAUACAGAAAAGAGCAAGCAAAUGUGAGGUAAACUCUCUUGCAAACUUAGAAACAGAGAAGUUGUUUUUGUUGUUGUUGUUGAGAUAGAUAAAUUCUUAAAUACUUUAGUCAGGUCUUCAGUACCAGUGCAAAUGACAGCUUGAGAAAACAGCCGACAUUUGCCGACGCUAACGCUUGUUUUCCCGCCAAAUGAUCUCUGAGGAACGAGCGUAGAAAUUCCAUACUGAUGACUGAUAAGGGUAAUGCUUCUGAUUGGUUGAAGCAAAUUUUCAGCCAAUCAGAAGGACUUCCCACAUCUGGCUAGUAUUGUGUCAUCAGUAUUGAAUUUAUGCGCCCAUUCCUCAGGCGUUUUUUUCACGGGUAAACCACUUUGGUGGCGUCACGAACCAUCGGCUGUUUUUUCAGGCUAUACAAAAAGGCCGCGGAACGCUAAGAAAUAGUUGUUUUAUCUAAGUAGUUAGAAGUUUGAAUACCGCAGUUAUUGACACCGUCUACCGCACCGUGCUAGCGACAAAGGCCUUGUCACUUGAACUCAGUCUUUUCUUUUGUUCUAGUUUGGACGUGGAGGAAAACUAUAAUUCUUUAACAAGUCUACUUAACGAAACCGCAGGGUGAGUUCUUCAUGAUUUUCUCUUGACAAAACUGUCGACUGGAGUGUAACACUCUCUCUAUCUCCGGUUAUGUUUUUAAGGUACUCGAGUGUUUUCCGAGGCACCACGUGGUCGAUCGUUCUCUACUCGAUAACAGCUGUAGCCGCGUCUAGAGAACAGCACUGGCGCGAAGCUUCCCAGGCGUUUUACCGCGUGUCCAUGGUUUAUAGCAACUUGCAGGCAACCAUGUGUGCAGGUACCACUGUCUCAAACCACACCCAUUCAAGCCACAUCAACUCGCCACGCGUUACCACCUAAACUAAUCCACAUGCCACGUGUUACUUUUUCAACUACACCCUCAAUCCACGUGUUACUAUUUUAACCACACCCACCGAUCACGUGUCAUAGCCUCAAACAACACCUGCUCUCCACAUGCUCUACGUCAAAAAUUAGCUACACGUCACGUGUUACAGCCACAUAACACACCUCACAUGUAUUUGGGCCUCAAACCACAAACACUUCACAAAAAAGACCACGUGUUAUAGACCCGCCCCACACCCACGAGCCACGUGUCAACGUCUCAGACCACACCCGUGUAGUAUGCCCAUUCAGUCUUUCCACUCUUCCUUAGGGUCUUCUCGGUGUGGGUACACAGACGCUAUGACGUAGCUGUAUACCGUAGAUGCGCCACAAGUAAAAAAAGUGUCUCAAGAAAUAUAAGUGUACUGUAUUUUUUUAGUUGAUAGUUUACUUGAUGCACACUGGAUGUGCUGUCAAGCAGAAGACUACCUCACUGCUCUGCAAUUCCUCUACAAUGGUUUCAUUCGAGCGCUAGCUGCAAAAGACCUGAUGAGAUGUUUAAGGUUAGUCAUAGUACGUCGCAUUGGGGGAUCCAGGGGAGGGGGCCGGGGACCCUGGGCAACCCCUUAUUUUUACCCCCAUCUCAGCGUCUGGAUCCGGUACUGCAUCGUUUUGGUUGUCAACAUGAAUAAAUUUUACCAUCGCUUGUUUCUUCAAUGCUUCACGAUAUGAUAAUUUGCUGGAGAAGAACUCACCCUACUUUUUCAGCCAAUGAACUAUGAAUACUUCUGACCAAUCGUGACCGGGUUGUCAAAUGCGCUUAGUCCCAGCUUCAUGUGUCCGCGGCUUCAAGCACUGGUUGGUUUCUUUGGCAGAAUUUGUGGGUACAGUUCUUUGACACUCCAUCAGACGGGCACCUCUUUAAGACAGGCAAGUAGUACUGGUGUCAACAGUGCUCUGAUCUUAGCCAGAUCUCCCACGGCUUGCAGCAAGGGAGAUCUCAAUUAUUGGUCGCGGCUAGUGACCUGUGAUAGAUCCACCGCCUUGUGCGUAUGCUUGUGCUUAUGUCGAGCCAGUUUUCACUAGUUAAAGCUACGACAUAAGCAUAAGCACCAGUACAAGAAGAACGAACUUGCCCGUUUUCUUGUGCGUAUGCUUAUGCUUAUGCUUAUGUCGACCUAGUUUUCACUUGCUUACACAUGUCCUUGUGCUAAUUCUUAUGCCCUAUUGAAGCGUAAGCGUGCUACUUGUCCUUGUCUAAAAAUGUGCAACUCAUUCUUGAGAUUUCUUUUGGAUUGCCCACCCUUGGGCAAUCUUUUUCAAGCCUGUUCGUUUUAUUUUAAUUUUUACUAGACUGGAACAACAAGCCUUGCAUUUGGUGGACAAAGUAAAGUCGCUAGGCCCUAAGCUCUAUGAGUUGGCGAAAGAAGAGGGAGAACUGGAUGCUAGGCAACAGGUCAGCACACUUCAUGUUGAGUUCCUGGUCAACAUGAGUCGAGCGACAAGACGAAGAGACUGGGCCUGGUUUGAGAUCGCUGAAAGUGAACUUCAGAAAUUGUAUGUUUCAUUUAUAAUAAUUAUCAUCAUCAUUUGUGUUAUUAUUUGUAUUUAUUUGUAUUUGCUGCUGUAAAAUGAUCUAGGCAAGUGAUUUGAAAUGAGUCCAAAAUUUCGUAAGUUAGCCUACGCAGCUAGUGGUUUCGCUUGGGCGUGAUGCAAGAACUUUCGCAGCCUUAACCGUGAAGCCGCGAGCUAGAUGAUUGGAGGGGAGGGAGAAGCCUUCCAUGAAACCCUCGUUUUUAGUUCCCUUACUCCAGAGGACGUUGUCGAGUACGCACCUACUCUUCCCAUACAGUAAUGCUUGUCUCCCCCACCCUCCCCAUCUGCAACUCUCACACACUCCUCUCAUAUUGCAGCUGCUCGGGAGAUGGUCACCAGGCCGACGCCGUUCUCCAGACUGUAUUUCUCAAGAUAAAGAAGUCGUUACCAGGGCCGUCCGAGUUUUGA